AUGUUGAGUCACAGGCAGGCAGGGCGCGGCGGCCCGGGCCGCGACAGGGACGAAGUACAGGGACGCCGGCGAGUGUGUUUGUGUCCAUGUGCUUGUGUGGACGGGAACCCGAAGGCCACACCGUUGGGGCGGGAAGGACGCAGGGGCCACGUGACCAGCGGUGCCGUGCCUUUGACCCUCGGAAGGCGCCGCUCCCCUGAGGUCCUGCAGAGUCCCGCUAUCACAGGGACACCUCCGAGGCAACACACACACGAGGCCGAAGUGAGUGGGCGAGUGUGUGGAGGGACUAUCUACCUGUGUUUAAUUAAGUACUACAACCAGAUUCACCUUUUGUUCCGCUGCCCAGCCACGUCAGCGCCGGCACGUCUCCCUCACAAUCUCGCAUUUAAUCUAUCUUCAUGUGGACACAAAAAUUAUAGCGUCUCAAACAAGAUACCCCAACGAGGCGAUGACGUGGACGCCGCCGCCGCCGUCGCGUCCGCCCUCACGCCCCCCCGAGGAGAGGCAUCCCUGAGGUACAACCGCGUGGGCGUAGGGAGGGGCGGAGGGCGGCGAAGGUGCGGCCAAAGUCACCCCUUUAGCCGCCGCACGGAAGGACGGGAUCCGGCAGCCUUGUGUGCAGACGGCGGGGGCCAACGGCGAUCACAUCGGUGUAAGUCCGUUAACUACAUCAAUGACCUCGACGACGAUAUGUUGAAGUAAAUAAGUCAAUAAAUAUACAGAUAAUUAUA
Molecule: messenger RNA, 731 nt
Organism: Eriocheir sinensis (Chinese mitten crab)
Lineage: Eukaryota; Metazoa; Arthropoda; Malacostraca; Decapoda; Varunidae
Exons: 6
Coding region: 1-702 (233 amino acids)
Source: RefSeq, a predicted model, not a curated record